AUGGCAGAAGCUUCUCCGCCCGUUGGGUCGCCUCCACGCUGCCUGUGGUACCGGAGGCCUGGCAUCUACGAGGAUGACAAGGGGAGGACCUGGGUGAUGGCGGUUUUGCAUGUCAGUCCCUCCCACCGAGCUUGGGGCAGGGGCUUCCCGGGCAGCACAUUCCUUCAGCAUGAAGCCGGCAUCACAGUCCACAUGUUGCAGAUGGCGGUGCACCCUCAGAUGCUUAGGUCCCAGACCUGUGCGUUCAUGUCCGGGUUGCCCCUCAAAUGGGAGCUCUACCCUGGGCGGAAGUACCAAGGAACAGAUUCCAGACUCUGGGACAUAGUGGACCAUGGCCAGAUCAACUCCACGGAGCGGCUGAUCCUAACAUACCCAUCGACGGGGGACGACUGA
Messenger RNA from Vicugna pacos (alpaca), 393 nucleotides. NCBI's taxonomy places the organism in Eukaryota, Metazoa, Chordata, Mammalia, Artiodactyla, Camelidae. The record is from RefSeq and is a predicted model, not a curated record.